UCUGCGCAUCCGAUCCUGCGGGGGUUGUCGUCGUGGGCUCAUCGCUGCGACUGGGGGUCGACGAAAAUUGGCGAAUAGCGGCGACGAUUGGCCUGGACUGACAUGUUGCCGUGGUGCUGGUAGCUUGCCUGAGAGACCGCACAAGGGGCCGGGCAACCUGCUGAGUCCCCGACAUGAUUUCUCAAUAUUUUGGAGCUGUCUUGGGCUCCCAAUUCCACCUAUGCCCUGAGCUGUUGAGGAUCUGGUCGGCCUUUCGCUUGUCUCUUGAGCCGGCGCCGAUAGAGAAAAUUCGUGGACCCAUGCACAGCGGUUCAUCCAGUCAGCUUCUUGCACGCCCAGGGGUCCAGUAAACGUCCGGCCUAGCAAGCGUCUGUGCGCCAACGACUCCAGAUCUUUUUUCAGAGCUUCAGGAGCAGCAGCCAGCGACAGCCAAGAUAUUCGCGAAUUGCCCGACAGAGCGGAUAUAAGGUCAUUCUUGGGAGGGACGAUAGCGGGCGCCUUCACUCGGCCUUUUUCUACAACCCGCCGCUUUUCUGGUCGAGCACCGAUUGCCGACGGCAGACCCCCCGCAAUGGCCGGCAAGGGGAUGAGGUGCCUCAGCGAGGCGAUGAGGGGCUUGAGCCUCGGUGCGCAAACAUGCAGAACAGUCUCAGUCCGCACAGCUCCGUUAAUAUCAAGGCGGUCCAUGGCCACCGAGGCGCCCGUUUCCAAAAUCACACGAUCAGUAGCUGAGAAAUGGACUCCCAUCACCACUGUCCCUGUUACCGUCCACUCCUUCCCCGACCUUGCCCCCCGCUCCCUCGAAACAUACUCAGCCAAGCACCUCUACCUCCCCCUCCGCCGCGACAUUCUUCACCUUGCGGUCGUCUACGAAGGUGACAACACACGACAGGGUACGGCCCAAGCCAAGACUCGCUGGGAGGUCGCCGGCUCCCACAGAAAGGUUCGCCCACAAAAGGGCUCGGGCAGAGCUCGUGUUGGCAACAAGCAGUCACCGCUACAGCGCGGUGGUGGUAAAUCCCACGGUCCCCGAAACCGCGAUUUCGGCACCAAGCUCAACCGCAAGGUUUACGAUCUGGCCUGGCGCACAGCUCUUUCUUACCGAUAUCGCCGUGGCGAGCUCAUCGUUACCGAGGACGGGCUCGAUCUCCCUCUCCCUGAGGACUUCCUCCAGCAAGCCCAGGACGGCCUCUUGACCCGUGAGCUUGAGGAUGCAUUUAUUGAAAAGUACGUUGGCGAGAUGCUCGGAGCGAUGCAGUGGGGCAAGGCUCAUGGCAGGACGACAUUCAUCACGGGGGAGGAGCGGAUGAACCUGUUCACCGCGAUGGGGGUGGCGGGUGAGAACGGCAGGGCUUUGGAGCUGGAGGAUGUGGAUGUCAAGGAUUUGCUUGAGACGGGCAGGAUUGUCGUGGAAAGGUCGGUCCUGAAGGAGAUGAUCAAGCGGCAUAGGAGUGAUCUGGUGACGAGCAUUUUCCUGCCUGGCCAGAAGAACACCAAGGAGACAACAAUGGGCACUGUUGUUUACCCGUCUAGCAAGGUUUCAUAUGCCUAGUUCAGAGUUGAUGGAGGCCCUGGUUUGUAUUAUACACUAAAAGAAACACUGCUGGAUUAGGGGCAGUUGUAUGUAAGUUGUUACUAUUUUGGAAGCCAUGUACU
This is a messenger RNA of Podospora pseudopauciseta, 1656 nucleotides long. RefSeq names its product 54S ribosomal protein yml6, mitochondrial (gene yml6). The record is from RefSeq and is a predicted model, not a curated record. Lineage: Eukaryota; Fungi; Ascomycota; Sordariomycetes; Sordariales; Podosporaceae. The coding region runs from base 572 to 1552 and encodes 326 amino acids. Gene Ontology annotation, cellular component: ribosome. Gene Ontology annotation, biological process: translation. Gene Ontology annotation, molecular function: structural constituent of ribosome. The transcript is spliced from 3 exons.